Messenger RNA from Thalassophryne amazonica, 7528 nucleotides. RefSeq names its product acetyl-CoA carboxylase beta (gene acacb). Gene Ontology annotation, molecular function: acetyl-CoA carboxylase activity; ATP binding; metal ion binding. Lineage: Eukaryota; Metazoa; Chordata; Actinopteri; Batrachoidiformes; Batrachoididae. The record is from RefSeq and is a predicted model, not a curated record. The transcript has 54 exons. Gene Ontology annotation, biological process: fatty acid biosynthetic process. The coding region runs from base 215 to 7495 and encodes 2426 amino acids.
CCGAGAGCCGUUCACAUACUCCGAGGAAUGAGUGACUUUGCAUUAGCAAAAGCUGUUAAAAAGUAUAAACGUUUAUAAACUGUGGGAUUUGGUUUGGAGGAAUUUGAUAUUUCAUGAUAAGGAAAUGCAGCUAAGCUGAAAAAGGAGUAGUUUCGGAAAAAAAGCGAAGCUAGCCUUGUGACAGCGCUGCAGUGUCUCAAGAAGAUGUCUGUGAAUGCUGCCAUUUGCGGUAUUGGGUUUAUUCCUGUGGCUAUUACUGCUGCUGUGGAGGAUUAAUACCAAGUCUGUAGCGAUGCCAGAUCGAAAAGAGGAAUGUCCUUCUGGCUGUGGACCCUCAAAGGACGGCAUCCAUGGUGCACAUACCCCUUAUUCAGGUGAACAGCCUUUUUCAACAUUGCCUACGAUCUUGACAGACAAUGACAACAGCGGUCCUCAGGCCAGUAUAGUCAAAACAACAGAUGCUGAGCCUCCACAGGACUCCUCUGAGGUGAAUGUAUAUGAGCCAUCAUUGCCACUGACCACCCAAAAACCUUUGAAAACCAGCGUGCCAAAAUUCUGCUCAGGAGCUGAGGCUAGGGGACGCCUCAGAUUUAUUCUGGGAGCAUCAGAGGAUAAUUCUUCUGAUGAGGACCCAGUUGUCACCAAACCUCCAAGUGGUACACCUCAGCCACCCAGCUCCAUCCCAGAAGCUUCCCUUGAGCGGACAUCCUGUGGAGUACUACAGCCCAACUCAUCAGGCAUGACGCUGAGCAUGUGUGGUCCCCACUUGGUGAAAAGAGUGCAUGAACAAAGAAAGAUGGACCUACAAAGAGACUUCACUGUUGCAUCUCCUGCUGAGUUUGUCACCCGUUUUGGUGGCACCCGUGUCAUUGAAAAAGUGCUAAUAGCCAAUAACGGUAUAGCCGCAGUCAAAUGUAUGCGUUCUAUACGACGCUGGUCCUAUGAAAUGUUUCGCAAUGAGAGGGCCAUCCGUUUUGUGGUCAUGGUAACCCCAGAAGACUUGAAAGCUAAUGCAGAAUACAUCAAAAUGGCAGACCACUACGUGCCUGUACCUGGUGGACCCAACAAUAACAACUAUGCAAAUGUGGAGCUGAUAGUGGAUAUUGCUAAACGAAUCCCAGUGCAGGCUGUGUGGGCUGGUUGGGGCCAUGCCUCAGAAAAUCCUCAACUACCUGAGCUCUUGAACAAAGCAGGCAUAGCUUUCUUAGGACCGUCCAGUAAGGCCAUGUGGGCUCUCGGGGAUAAGGUGGCAUCAUCCAUUGUUGCCCAGAGUGCUGACAUUCCCACAUUACCAUGGAGUGGAUCAGGACUAAGAGUUGCCUGGCCAGAGGGUGACCAUACAAUGAGUAAAAUAAUCAGUGUUCCUCGAGAGGUGUACACACAAGGCUGUAUUUCUGAUAUAAAUGAUGGACUGACAAGAGCUGAAGACAUUGGUUAUCCGAUUGUUAUCAAGGCCUCUGAAGGUGGAGGUGGAAAGGGUAUCCGGAAAGUAGAAACUGCUGAAGAUUUUUCAAGUUCCUUUAGACAGGUUCAGGCUGAGGUACCAGGUUCACCGAUCUUCAUCAUGCAGCUUGCCCAGCAUGCAAGACACCUUGAGGUUCAGAUACUGGCUGAUGAGUAUGGAAAUGCAAUUUCACUAUUUGGACGUGAUUGUUCCAUUCAGAGAAGGCACCAGAAAAUCAUUGAGGAGGCUCCUGCCACCAUUGCAUCUUCCUCAACAUUUGAGCAAAUGGAGCAGUAUGCUGUGCGGCUGGCCAAGAUGGUAGGUUAUGUGAGUGCAGGAACUGUGGAAUACCUCUUUUCUGAGGAUGGAAGCUUUCACUUUCUGGAGCUGAACCCCCGUCUGCAGGUUGAACAUCCCUGUACAGAGAUGAUUGUAGAUGUGAACCUGCCUGCUGCUCAACUUCAGAUUGCAAUGGGCAUCCCCCUUUUUCGAAUUAAAGACAUCAGAUUGCUUUAUGGAGAAUUGCCAUGGGGAGACACACCCAUUCAUUUUGAGAAUCCAGAUCCAAUGCCAUGUCCUAGAGGGCAUGUGAUAGCUGUACGAAUUACCAGUGAGAACCCUGAUGAGGGAUUCAAACCCAGUUCUGGUACGGUGCAGGAGUUGAACUUCCGUAGCAGUAAAAAUGUCUGGGGUUAUUUCAGUGUCGGGGCAGCUGGUGGUCUCCAUAAAUUUGCAGAUUCCCAGUUUGGGCACUGUUUUUCUUGGGGUGAGAACCGUGAAGAAGCCAUUUCGAACAUGGUGGUAGCUAUGAAGGAACUGUCCAUCAGAGGUGACUUUAGGACCACAGUUGAAUACCUCAUUAAGUUACUGGAGACUGAAAGUUUUCGAAAUAAUGACAUAGACACUAGCUGGUUGGAUCAUCUCAUUGCAGAGAAAGUUCAGGCUGAAAGGCCGGAUACGAUGUUGGGUGUUAUCUGUGGGGCUUUGCAUGUUGCUGAUGCUGGCUUUAGAAAGAGCAGGACUGACUUUCUGCAUUCACUGGAAAGAGGCCAAGUACUUCCUGCUGCCACCCUCCUCAACUCUGUCAGUGUGGACCUAAUAUAUGAAGGAGUCAAAUUCUGUCUCAAGGUGGCUCGCCAAUCCCCGACAACUUAUUUCAUCCUCAUGAACUCCUCAAACAUUGAGAUUGAUGUUCACAGGCUGAGUGAUGGUGGCCUUUUGUUCUCCUAUGAUGGUGGCAGCCAUACCACCUACAUGAAGGAGGAAGUGGACAGGUACCGCAUCACUGUUGGCAAUAAGACAUGUGUAUUUGAAAAGGAGAAGGACCCUACAGUGUUAAGGUCACCCUCUGCUGGCAAACUACUACAGUACAUGGUUGAGGACGGAAGCCAUCUGUUUGCAGGAGAGGUCUAUGCAGAAAUUGAGGUCAUGAAGAUGGUGAUGACUUUGACUGUACAGGAGUCUGGCUGUAUACACUUUGUCAAGAGGCCAGGGGCUGUUCUGAAGACUGGUAGUGUGGUGGCUCAUAUGGACCUGGACGAUCCUACCAGCAUACUUCGAGUGGAGCUUAACACAACCACACUCCCAUGUCAGCAACAACCGCCCAUUGUUGGUGAGAAGCUUCACCAGGUUUUCCACAGUGUGCUAGAAAAUCUUGUGAAAGUCAUGGAUGGGUACUGCCUUGAAGAGCCUUACUUUAGCAGCAAGAUAAAUGAAUGGGUGGCAACUCUGAUGAGGACUUUGCGAGACCCGUCGCUACCACUGAUGGAACUCCAAGAGCUCAUGACGAGUGUGGCGGGUCGUAUUCCACCUGGUGUGGAGAAGGCUAUCCGUAAAGUAAUGGCUCAGUAUGCAAGCAACAUCACUUCUGUCCUCUGCCAGUUCCCAAGUCAAAAAAUUGCAAAUAUUCUAGACAGUCAUGCAGCAACUCUGCAGAGGAAGCCUGACCGAGAGGUGUUCUUCAUGAACACUCAGAGUAUUGUACAACUUGUACAGCGGUACCGCAGUGGAAUCCGUGGUUAUAUGAAGUCUGUGGUUCUGGAUCUGCUGAAGCAUUACUUGCAAGUAGAGAUGCAGUUUCAGCAAGCUCAUUAUGACAAGUGCGUUAUAAAUCUGAGAGAGCAGUACAAACCUGACAUGAGUCCUGUCCUGGAAUAUAUCUUCUCUCACGCUCAGGUCUCCAAGAAGAACAUCCUCGUUACAAUGCUGAUUGACCAGCUUUGUGGAAGGGAUCCCACCCUAGCAGAUGAGCUGAUGGCCAUUUUGAAUGAACUUACACAGCUUGGCAAGAUGGAGAACUCAAAGGUUGCUUUGAGGGCGAGACAGGUCUUGAUUGCCUCCCAUUUACCAUCAUAUGAACUGAGGCACAACCAGGUGGAGUCAAUUUUCCUGUCAGCCAUUGACAUGUACGGCCACCAGUUUUGCCCAGAGAACUUGAAGAAACUCAUUCUGUCUGAGACCUCAAUUUUUGAUGUCUUGCCAAAUUUCUUCUAUCACUCCAAUCAAGUUGUGUGCAUGGCUGCCUUGGAGGUGUAUGUGCGCAGAGCUUAUAUUGCCUAUGAGCUAAACAGCAUCCAGCAUCACCAGCUGCAGGAUGGGACAUGUGCUGUAGACUUCCAGUUUAUGUUGCCAUCUUCACACCCAAACAGAGGGAGCAGCCCUACUCUGAACAGGGUUCCUGUCCCAGUGAUUGGACCAGGCCAGUUUAAGAUGAGGCGGGAGGACAGUGAAAUCUUACUUGAUGGAACUUUAUCUUCACCUUGCCAGCGCAUGGGUGCCAUGGUGGCUUUCCAGUGUUUUGAUGACUUCAAAAGGAAUUUUGAUCAGGUUAUCUCCAGCUUUGCAGAACCAAUCCUGGAGAGCUUGAUGAUCUUGGAGUCCUGUUCCAGUCUCUAUGAUGAGGGCAGCUUUAAGAACACAAGAGAGAAUCCAAUUCACAUUAUUAAUGUGUCUAUAAAAUCAGCAGACACCAAAGAUGACAAUGCAUUAGUCACAGCUUUCACUUCCUUUGCUCAGUCUAAGAGAUCCAUCCUGUUUGAGUAUGGGAUCCGGAGAAUCACGUUUUUGGUUGUGCAAACGAGAGAAUUCCCCAAGUUCUUCACUUUCAGAGCUAGAGACGGGUUCCAGGAGGAUCGUAUUUACCGCAACUUGGAGCCAGCUUUAGCAUUUCAGCUGGAGCUCAACCGCAUGAGGAAUUUCGACCUGACAGCUGUUCCAUGUGCCAACCAUAAGAUGCAACUGUACCUGGGUGCUGCUCGCGUUCAGGAGGGUGUUGAAGUUACAGACUAUCGCUUCUUCAUCCGUGCCAUUAUCCGUCAUUCGGAUCUCAUUACAAAGGAAGCUUCGUUUGAGUACCUUCAGAAUGAGGGAGAACGUCUUUUGCUGGAGGCCAUGGAUGAGUUGGAAGUGGCUUUCAGUAACACCAGUGUCCGUACAGACUGCAACCACAUCUUUCUCAACUUUGUCCCUACUGUCAUAAUGGAUCCUUCUAAAAUAGAAGAGUCUGUCCGAUCCAUGGUGAUGCGCUACGGCAGUCGUCUUUGGAAGCUGCGAGUCCUGCAGGCAGAACUGAAGAUCAACAUCCGUCUGACUCCCACUGGGAAUGCCAUUCCCAUUCGUCUUUUUCUCACUAAUGAGUCUGGCUAUUACUUGGACAUCAGCAUAUAUAAGGAGGAUAUUGACCCAAGUUCUGGACAGAUCAUGUUUCAGUCUUAUGGUGAUAAGCAGGGUCCAUUGCAUGGCAUGCUGAUCAACACUCCUUAUGUGACUAAAGACCUGCUGCAGGCCAAGCGAUUCCAGGCUCAAUCUCUGGGCACUACAUACGUCUAUGAUUUUCCUGAGAUGUUCAGACAGGCACUGUUCAAACUGUGGGGUCCAGGGGACGAAUGUCCUAAAGAUGUGCUGAUGUGCACAGAACUGGUUUUGGACCAACAAGUUGGACUAGUGCAGAUGAACCGCCUGCCUGGAGACAAUGAUGUUGGUAUGGUAGCCUUCAGGAUGAAAAUGAAGACUCCAGAGUACCCAGAAGGUCGGGAUAUCAUUGUUAUUUGUAAUGACAUUACACACAUGAUUGGCUCAUUCGCUCCUCAUGAGGAUGAGCUGUUCCACAGGGCUUCUGAACUGGCUCGAGCUGAAGGCAUCCCUCGUAUUUACAUUGCGGCUAAUAGUGGAGCACGUAUUGGCCUUGCUGAAGAAAUUAAACACAUGUUCCAGGUGGCCUGGGUUGACCCCACUGACCCCUACAAGGGCUUCAAGUACCUUUACUUGACACCACAGGACUACACCCGUAUCAGUUCCACCAGUGCUGUGCACUGUCACCAUGUUGAGGAGGGUGGAGAGUCUAGAUACAUAAUCACUGAUAUUAUCGGGAAGGACGAAGGUCUUGGUGUUGAGAACUUGCGAGGAUCUGGCACAAUUGCUGGAGAGUCCUCUCAGGCCUACAAAGAGAUUAUUACAAUCAGUAUGGUAACAUGCCGCGCUAUUGGUAUUGGAGCGUAUCUGGUCCGUCUGGGACAGAGAGUUAUUCAGGUGGAGAACUCUCACAUUAUCCUGACUGGUGCAAGUGCUCUAAACAAGGUUCUUGGCAGGGAGGUGUAUGCUUCCAGCAACCAGCUGGGAGGGGUUCAGAUCAUGCACAACAAUGGAGUCACACAUACCGCUGUGCCAGAUGACUUUGAGGGUGUCUUCACCAUCCUCCAGUGGCUCUCCUAUAUGCCAAAGAACAAAAACUCCCCUGUGCCUGUUAUAACAACUAAGGAUCCAGUCGACAGAGACAUAGAAUUUGUUCCCACCAAAGCACCCUAUGACCCUCGCUGGAUGCUAGCUGGGCGGCCCCACCCCACGGUCAGAGGAGCAUGGCAGAGUGGAUUCUUUGAUCAUGGCUCUUUCAUGGAGAUCAUGGAUUCUUGGGCUCAAACAGUGGUAGUGGGCAGAGCUCGAUUAGGAGGAAUUCCACUGGGCGUGAUUGCUGUUGAAACACGCACAGUUGAGCAUACAGUCCCAGCAGAUCCAGCCAACUUGGAUUCAGAAUCUAAAGUUAUGCAGCAGGCAGGUCAAGUGUGGUUUCCGGAUUCAGCGUUCAAAACAGCACAGGCAAUUUGUGACUUUAACCAUGAACGUCUGCCUCUUAUGGUCUUUGCUAACUGGAGGGGCUUCUCUGGGGGAAUGAAGGAUAUGUAUGACCAGAUAUUGAAGUUUGGGGCCUAUAUUGUAGAUAGCCUGCAUGAAUUCCGCCAACCAGUGUUAGUUUACAUCCCACCACAUGCUGAGCUAAGAGGAGGUUCCUGGGUGGUUAUUGACCCCACCAUCAACCCACUAUGUAUGGAACUCUAUGCUGACAGGGAGAGCAGAGGUGGUGUGCUGGAGCCUGAGGGUACCGUUGAGAUCAAGUUUAGGAUUAAAGACUUGCUGAAGACUAUGAGAAGACUAGAUUCAGUCUAUGCGAGUCUGGUGGAGCAACUGGCCACCCGAAACAUGACCGACGAACAGUGCAAAGUGCUUGAAUCAAAGCUCAAAGCACGAGAGGAGUUCCUGUUGCCCAUGUACCACCAAGUGGCAGUGCAGUUUGUGGAUCUCCAUGACACCCCUGGCAGGAUGCAGGAGAAGGGUGUCAUUACUGACAUUUUGGAUUGGAAGAAUGUUCGGACAUUCUUCUACUGGCGUUUACGCCGCCUGCUGCUGGAACAGGUCGUGAAGUGUGAGAUUCUGCAGGCCAAUAAGGAUUUCAGUGAUGGCCACAUGCAGUCCAUGCUACGGCGCUGGUUUGUCGAAACAGAGGGAACUGUUAAGGCCUACCUGUGGGACAAUAACCAAGUCGUGGUUGAGUGGCUUGAAAAGCAUUUGUCUAUGGGGGAAGGCGGCCCAUCAGCCAUCCGUGAGAACAUCAAAUACCUGAAAAGGGAAAAUACUUUGAAGCAUAUCCACAGCCUGGUGCAGGCCAACCCUGACAUAGCCAUGGACUGCAUCAUCCACAUGAGCCAGAACAUCACUCCAUCCCAGAGAGCAAAGCUCUCCCAUGUGCUUGCAACUAUGAACAGCACCAGCACCAGUUAAGCUUGGAGACGUUCUUACACUAUACUAUCCGAG